This is a messenger RNA of Penicillium olsonii, 3474 nucleotides long. NCBI's taxonomy places the organism in Eukaryota, Fungi, Ascomycota, Eurotiomycetes, Eurotiales, Aspergillaceae. The record is from the annotation of a GenBank genome assembly.
AUGGUGACUCUCGACUUCCUGAAACUCGCCCUCAGGCAGAAGGCCAUAGAGAUGUCCUCCUCGGAAAGGUCCCUUAGUGAAGAGCAGUACAAUUCUGGAUUCGAAAUUCUGAUGCGUGGCAUGGAGUGGAUUUCCUAUCGGGACUUCAUCGUUCCCCAACUAUCUUUGCUAGUCGCAAGUCUCGUCAACUCGCAUGGCUCGAUUUCUGUACUUGAGAUCGGAUCUGGCGGGAAAAGUGUAGUGGGAUAUCUGCCCCGACAUUUGCGGCACAACAUUGAACGAUACGUUGCGUUCGAGCCAAACAACUUGUUCGCGACAAGUCUGGAAGAAUGGCUUUCUCCCGCCGCGAAGAGAGAGUCCCCACUCCCUGGGCUACAAAACCCUCCCGAAGUCCGUCGACUACCGUUUCUUCCACACCACCAUCAAAGGAGUGACAGGGGUCCUUGUGAGAGUUCCAACGGAGAAAGAUUUGACCUCAUCCUUUUUUGCCACAGCAUGUACAGCAUGAGGCCUAAAGCCAACUUUAUUGAACAGGCGAUGGUGAUGCUUCACGAACGACGAGGAGGUGGGUUGGUGGUUGUUUUCCAUCGCGAUGGAACAUUCCGUCUUGACGGUUUGGUAUGCCAUCGAACAUCCUCUUUUCCGACAGGGGCUGUUUGCGUGACAGAUGCUGAUGAUGAACUGGACCAAUUCGCUGCUUUCAUCGCAGGGUUUCUCGAGGCGGAUGUAGAGGCGGGUGGGGGUCUUCAAGCCGAAUGGCGGAAAACCUGCCGCGCCUUAGGCAGUCGGAAAGAAACUUCCCCAAACCAACUUUUCUUCCAAUCGCCAAGCUUUAUGAUAGCCUUCAACAAAAAUGCAACGGCUUUACCGGAGUUGUUGGCGCAGGUUCCCUCUUUGAAGGGGGACAGAUUGAUCAAAAACCGCGAGGCACUUCUACGCCAUCCUGCGUCCCUUUUACGACCGACAGAUGUUCAACAGCUGCAAAAAUGUCUGCAGUGGGCUCUGAAGCAUAGAUUGAGCCUCAGCGUUGUUGGCGGCGGUCAUAGCGGCCACUGUCUAUGGUCGAACGUCGUUGGGGUUGAUAUGAGCGCCUUUGAUCAAAUUCGCAUCAUCCCCGCGGGGGGUGAUGGAGAUGAAUGCAACCCAGACUCUGAUGGCCUCAUUAUUGCCGGAGCUGGCUGUACGACGGAGGACAUCAUUCGCAAAACCAUGGCGGUGGGUUUGACCGUACCCUUGGGGGCCCGCCCAAGUGUGGGCGCAGGGCUGUGGCUUCAAGGUGGCAUCGGACAUCUAGCUCGACUCUACGGGCUUACAUGCGAUGCCAUCGUGGGUGCUGUGAUGAUAAGCGUUGCAUCGAGCCAAGUUCUUUGCAUCGGCCUGGUACCACAGCAAGAACGGCCAACGGGUGCCGUGGUUGCGGAAAACGAAAGUGAUCUGUUGUGGGGGUUGAGAGGCGCAGGUACGAACUUUGGCAUCGUAGUCAGCGUCACCUUCAGAGCAUAUGUGGCCCCGGCUUACUCGAUCCGAAAUUGGCACAUUCCACUGAAUGAUCCACAUGAAGCAACUCUCAAGAUCCACAACUUCAACUCCUUGGUCGCCAAGAAUCUUCCUCGAGGAAUUUCUGCAGACGCAUAUCUUUACUGGGACAUUGGCCAACUCCAGCUUGGUAUCACUAUGUUUGAAUGUUCUACGAUCAGGCUCGCCACGGAGCUUUCGUUGAUCACAGAUGUACGCGCAGUCUUGGGACUGGAAGCCGAGUGCAGUGUGGCGGACGGUGUCGGUCUGUUUGACGCCGAGAUGUACAUCUCCAAAAUGCACGGAGGUCACGGUAGUAGCAAGACAUCCUCAUUCAAGCGAUGUCUCUUUUUGAAGGAUAUCGGGGCGCCGAAUACCGCCGCAGUACUAGUCGCGGCCAUUGAGUCCCGCCCCACACCACUGUGCUAUCUGCAUUUAUUGCAGGGCGGUGGAGCAGUCCAAGAUGUGGCAGCCGAUAUGACGGCUUUUGGCUGCCGGGACUGGGAUUUUGCCUGUGUGAUAACUGGAGUAUGGCCUCGUGAUCAAGAUGGAACCGAGGUCGCACAAGCUGCGAUUGAAUGGGUAUACGGCGUCGCCAAAAGACUAUUGCCGUUCAGCGGCGGGGCUUACAGCGCAGACAUUGGGCCGGAUCCUAGAGAUCUAGCACUGGCAGCCAAGGCUUUUGGACCUCAUCGACCACGUUUACGCCGUCUCAAACAAACCUCGGACCCUCAGAAUGUGCUGGCUCAUACUUGCCCACUCCUGGACACAAGACCGGGCCAGAGACUCAUCGUACUUGUCACAGGCGAUGUUUGUGCCGGCAAGGACUAUUGUGCUGGCGUUUGGGUAUCCGCAAUCACGUCAUGUUCACACAACAGCCUCGCCGCGCGCUCAGUGAGCAUCAGUGAUGUGACGAAGCGGGAAUAUGCGGUUGCUACCGGAGCAGAUGCAACUCGUCUGUGUGAGGACCGUGCUUACAAGGAGCAACACCGUUCAGCGUUGACAGCGUUCUUCCAGAACCAGGUGCAGCAUCAGCCUUGUCUGCCGGAGCAGCAUUUCGUGAAUUUGGUUGAAAACUCCACAGAUGUGGAUGUACUGUUUAUCACGGGGAUGAGAGACGAGGCACCGGUUGCAGCCUUCUCACAUUUGGUUCCAGACUGCAGAUUAGUCGAGGUCCGCGUCCGAGCCAGCGAAAAGAUGCAGUUUCAUCUUUCAGGGUCCCGUGCUGAGGGUCACUCUGAUGCAAACUAUGAAUUCAAUCCUCCUAGGCCCAAGCUAGCAGCGCUUGACCACUGCCCCGGCCUCGUGUUCGAUAAUGAUACGACCGGGAGCGACGCAGCAACGAAGUUCGCCGAAAAACGUCUCCUUGCGUUCUACGCAGAAGACCUACAGCUACUCCGCAAUAUGGCGCGUCCGGUGCCUGAUUUUCCACGUGCGGGCAUCACCCUUCAUCACGUGCUCAAUAUUCCGCAACAGCCGGGUGGGCUGGAUCUGUGCACAUCUCUACUGCAGAACCAUUUCACCGGUGACUGGGCCAAAAUCAAUCGCAUAGCUUGCUGCGAGGCUGGUGCUUUUGUUUUUGCUUCGUCGCUGGCCUCGCGACUCAACAUACCUUUGGCGUUGAUUCGUGAAGCCGGCAAGCUUCCCCCGCCUACCUAUUCCGUCCCCAGAUCCAAAUCUCAUAUCUCGAGAUUGAAUCCUACUAAGGGCAGUAGAAUCGAGAUGGAAAAAUUUUUAAUUUCUCAAAGUUCUUCAGUCUUGAUUGUGGAUGACGUGCUCGCUACCGGGCAGACCCUUUUGGCGGUAUUACAUCUUUUGAGGAUCGCUGGCGUCCAGACUCAGGAUAUCAGCGUCAUGGUUGUAGCCGAAUUCCCCGUUCAUCGUGCCCGGGAACUGUUGCGACGAUCUGGAUUUGGCGGCGUCAAUAUUCAAAGCCUUUUGGUAUUCGAUGGGGACUAA